CCGUGAUCAGCUGCUGAGUAAACACACAGAUCGAAGAUGUCAACAAAUGCAGAAAAAGUUACAGAACUUCGAGAAAGAGGCAAUGAGUGCAUGCGCGCCAGUAACUAUGCGGAGGCAGUAUUGCAUUAUUCACACGCUAUCAAACUCGAUAGCAGCUCACCACAGUUAUAUAGCAAUCGUUCCUAUGGGUUCCUGAAGCUCCAGCAUUUCUACCAUGCGCUUGAAGAUGCAAAUGAGGCGAUCAGGUUGGAUCCAAAUUGGGCUAAGGGAUAUUUUCGCAAAGCAGAGGUGGAGUUUGCCACCAAGCACUAUGAGGAUGCGCUCGAGUCUUACAGAUGUGCGUCUCAGCUGCAGAAGGAUGCCACACUACUUGAAUGUAUACUGAGAGCCAACAAAGAGAUGAUGCGACAGAAUAAAGUGGACCAGCAAACUCCAUGGGUGGCAGCGGGGAUCGGCCUUAUCCUAGGAGUGCUGGUGGUGGUGGGGGAUGCCGUUCUAGCAGAUGAACCCAUGCUUACGCAUCCAGUCCUACAGUCUAUCAUCACUAUCGUGUUCUCGGUGCUGGGCCUCAUGUUGGGCUAUUGCUACCGGUGGUACAUCAAAAACCAGCGUAAGGCCUUGUUAGAGCCACCCAUAGACUUAUUAGGUGACGGUGAAUCCAAGGAGGGAGCAGCGGAGGGGGAGGAGAAGGCCCCAGAGGAGAACGCCCAGGAGGAGACCCGCUCCCACACUCGGUACAGCAAAGCCCAGGCAAGAUACCGUUAUAAAAAGGGCAAGUCAUAGAGAGAAGUGUCCUGAGGGCUAGAUCUGCGAUGUACAUAUGCAUCAGACACUGUUGCAUCUGCUCACCAGGGAUCAACUUACAUUUUGGUACAUGUAGAAAGAGACAGAAAGAGAGAGUGAGAGAGACAGCACAUGCAUCUAUUUUUCACAUGCUAGGCCCGCAUCAGGGCAGCGGUACCUUGGCUUCAGAGCAAUAUUGUUGAUGUAGUUGCAUAUCUUGGUUUGAUUGGAAGGGUGCCUUGUGGAUUGGAAAAGGGAAAAUGCCUACAUGUAAGAAAAUGAAAGAAUGAAAAAUUGUCUCAAUUGAUUUACAUUUUUGAAUAUUAAGAGGAAAGAAAGAAGGCAAGAGACUUUUUACUUUGAGAUAGUUACCACAGCCAGAGGUGUGUAUUUCAUUUUCAAAUGGAAAAGUGUAGCAGAGUGCCCUGUGGACCAUACCCUUUUAUUAAUAGCAUUACUGUAACACUCGAGGCUCAAUGUACACUUUUUUCUUCUUCCUUCAAUAGACAUAGGACUUUUGUAUAGAGUAAGUGUAGUCAGAACACACCCAGACACACUCAAGGACACACAGGCACACACACAUACAAGAGAAGUUUUUGACUUCAUAUCACUGAGCUUUUUGGGCAGAUCAAAGGAAGGAGCAGAUUGAUGCCCAACAUCUGGACACUUUAUUCUUCAAGUAUUCAUUGUUAUCUUGCAUGUGGCAGGCUAGGAUCAUGCAGUGCUCUGUCAAGAAAUGCAUUCCCCUUCCUCUUCACCCCACCCGUUCUCUUCCUCCUUCACCUCUCUACUCUCUCUCUUUCUCAUUCUUUUUGCCUCCUCCUUCCCCUAUCUCUCAUCUAUCCUCAUCCUUCCCUCCUCCCCUUUCCUCUGUCCUCGCCUCUCUUCUUCACUCUCCACUCUUUUCCAUUCCCAUCCCUUUUCCUCCCCUCCCUACUUUUCUUUAUAGCUUUGAGUUUUCAAUAGUCUCCACUACCUGCAGUGCAGCUAUCCACUUAGAUCCAGAACACUUGGUUUGUCUUUUAGUGUUUAUGGAAAGAAAGUUUUUCUGUUUUGUUUUUUGGAUGUUUGAUGUAUGUUUGAGGUUGUAUGUUUCAUAACAUCACCUUAUAGUGGUGUCUCUAAUUGUUGAUUCACAUCCAUUCACGUGCAUGUGUGUGUGUGUGUGCAUGUUUGUGUGUGUGUGGUGUAUGUGUGUGCAUUUUUAUGGAUGUUUAUUUACAUAUCUAUAUGUAUAUAUUAUGUAUAUAUUAAGAGAUAUACAUGCACACACGUACACACACACAUACACACACACACACACUCACAUAUAUGUAACUUUAUAUGUAUAUUUGUAUCAGGGUUGGAAGAAAUCAGGGUGUUUAUGAACAUGAAUAAAAAUUUGAUUUAAAUUGAUUGUUUCUCAAAUGUAGGUAGAAUUGGAGAGGUAAGCAGAACAGUAUUAAAAAGUUUGGUAAAGAGUUGACAAGUCUUCAUAAAGAUGGGGAGACUUAAUAGGCCUAUUAUUAUAAACAGUGCAAUAAGAAGAGUACUCUGUUAACCAGCAAAGAAUUGUAAACUUAGCUUCAAUACCAAGUCACUUUUUUAACACUUUGAGUACCUUUAUUUGACCAAAAAAUAAUAUUUUGUUAAUUUAGAAAAAAUUACAAUAAUCAUUUAUAAAGAAUGAAUACAUACAUGUAUUACUCAUCUUUACACACAAGAGCUGCAGUGAAAGUAGGAUACAGCCUUAGAAACCAAUAGCUGCUAGGUGAAUAACACUUACAGAGAAGAAAGCACUGAGACACACCCCAAGGAGAGCAUCAGGGCAUACCAGACUGGUGAAAUAAAUCAUUUGUGAUAUUCUACCCCUCAUGUUAGCUGGUGUACUGGGCUUCAAGAGGGUAUAGGCAAUACAUGGAGAGUUUAAAGUCUUAGGAUGUUGCACAUGUCUGAUGGUGGUAGAUGGUGAUUAGGGAGAACCUUAUAUGCUUACAAACUGAGAUCCUGUACCUCCUUUAGUUAGCAAGCAUCCAAGGACCUAUUAUUGUGUUUUCUAGUGGAGGCCUAUUGAAAAAGGGACUAAGUUGAUUAUGAAUCAUCACAGAUAUUAUCAUGCUAACUUUACAAUUAGAAGACUACAGACUUGUUGACAGUACAGUGAACAACAAACAAGAAAGCAAAAAAAGUAAUGGUAAAAGAAUAAAUCAGACAUCUGAACAAAUGUAUACAGUAUGUGUGUGUAUAUAGAACUAUGUAAAGCCUUCCUUCCCCAGCUUUUUUAAAAGGUGCAAAAUGGCUUGGUCCCACUCCUGCAACUGUACCAGCAUACAAGCACUGACCAGCUGCCUGGUAUAGUUUUAGAGAAUGAAUGUCAAGUCAGGUACUCAAAGGGUUAAGAUAAGUCAUUCUAUUUACGUUGUCUUGGGUUCUCUUUGUUUUUCUUGUAUUGGCUUGACAAGCCUCUCAUUGGCUAUUUUGUACAAAUUGUGAAACUGUGCACUCUGUAGGGAAAUAGACCAUUUUAGGCACUAUUACAGUUGUUGAUGAAUUCAUGUGCAAUGUUUUUAAUACUUGUAUUUUAUCUUGCCAGAUAUUCUAUAACGUGGUACUUUGGUUUAAUAUUUUAUAUGCAAAAUAAGAAUAAUGACUCCUGUUGGUACUGGAUGGAUCACUGCCAUUUGGAUAUUUGCCAGUAACUUAGCGUGGAUUAUAGUAGUCCCAUCAAACUCUGGAACCAGACUUGAGCCUAGGAUAUCCUUCUUUUGGUCAGGUCUGGGCAUGCUAUCUAGAGAACCUGGGGUAUUACACAUAGAGUGUUCUUUACCAAAAUCCUGCUAAUCUAUUGCAAUCAACCAGGAUCUGUAAUCCAUGAUUGUCUAUUACAUAAUUUUAACAUCAUUUUAGAUGUUUUGUUGCCAGGCUCGACCUAACCUGGCACAGUGUAAUUAUGAUGUAACCGAAAUGGAAGGCUUGGCAGCUCAGGGACCAGGGCUAAGCCUGAAUAAUGGAAUCUGGACUUUAUCCUCAUCUGUAUGUUUUAUAUAGUUCAGUAAAAAUACUAUAAUCAGAAUAACUAAUCCUCACAUAAUAGAAAUCUAAACUUAUACCAUAAUGUAAGGACCCCGAGACAUAUCUGGGCAUGUGAUUGAGGUCUUUAGAUUUAUGCUUUAACAUAAUAUGGCAACAUUAAGAGUUUUGUGUGUGGACAUAGUUGACAGGUUGGUGCAAAAAAAGGCCUCAUUGUUGUGUUUCAUCAUCCCUGUACUGUCAAUUAUUGAGCAGCAGAUGGGCAACUACUGUUGGGUCAACACACAGAUGUACUAGACACAGGGUUGGUUGAUGUAAAGGACAAUGGGUUGGCAGAUUACUGUGUAGUGAGUCAUUAGAUGCUGGGUAGUGGGCCAGCAGAUGUACAGGACUGUGGGUCAGUAUUAAGCAGAUAUACUGAAGAGUGGGGGAACAGAUAUGCUGAGCAGUGAGUCAUAAGAUGUAUGGGGUUAUAGGUGAGAACUGAAGCAUACUGUUGCUAUAUUGUUAUUCAAAAAUGACUAAAUGCUUCAAAUAUUCAUUACUGUUUCUUGCCAUUAUUAUUUGAAUUACUGAAAAUGAACUAAAGAAUUACCUUGGACUAUACAUACUACUAAUUCUUGCUUUCUUUCAUAUCUGUUUUUUGAAUCACAGUUGUGUGUCAUCACUGUAGAUACUGGAGAAAAAGGCCUGCUUGCAAGAGGGGCCUUCUUUUAUAGCAUUUGGUGCUAAUUUAACUCAAGGGUGGCCAAACUUUUUAUUAGUUCCAGCAUGAAGAUUAUAUGAGAUGCUAGUCUACAGAUAAUUUGGAGGUGAUGAGUCAUUAUAUAUGCUUAAAUUGUGUAGAUAGAUAAUUAGAUCACCUAAUUGAUAGGUAGACUGGCAGGUAGAUAAAUUAACAGAUAGAUUAACAAAUAUUAAUGUAGGCAGGUAGAAUAUACAUGAUGCGCCUGUGUUUCCAAAGAACAGAAUGCAGUUAUAUUGACUGACAAAAAAAAGGGAUGGUAAAGAACUGAUGUGAUAACUGUGGUUUUACCUAGCUUGCAAAAGAAUUAUUAGUGAAUUUACACUCUUCAAAAAGAAAACCAGUCAGAUCUGUUUGUGAGAUACACCAUCUGGGCUGACACCUCAGUGUGUGCAAUUUUUUUCUGAUUACCUCACAAAAUUCAACUUAGCAAGCUCAUAUAUUAAUAAAAAACAAAAUUCCUACAAAAGUGGAGAUGGGGUAUAAUUCAUCAAAAAUGCCUCAAUGCUCUCUAUGAGGCAGAUGGAGGGAUAUUCAUUAUUUUUUAGUUAGGUGAAGGUGUUUUCACGUGUGGUUCCUGCCUCAGACUUGAGACUCAGAACCAGCAGUAAAACUUUUUAUGAUUAUUCUCUUGUGAUGAAGGUAUAUUUAAGUGAUAAAGUGGCUCGGGGUCCUUGAGUUACAAAACACCUUAUUAAGUAUCUGGACAAUUGAGAACAGAUUUAGGGACUCAAGAUUAUGCUGACUGCCUCCCACAGUUUCCUUUUAAUGGUGUGAUAUGCGUAUGUAGUUUGUUGAAGAUUGCUUUUAUAAGUAACUACUUUUACAGAAAAUAAGAAAGAAAGUGUUUACUGACAGCAGUAUAUAUUCAGAAUCAACAACCAUUGCAAAGAACUCUUAUGUACCCCAUGAGUAGAUAUUCUUUAUGUAAAGAUGUUGUUUUCUCUAAUUUAUUAAUAUUUGUAUGUGCAGUUAAACCCAUUAGUGCUAGAUACAUGCACAGCCCACUGUAGUUUUGUUCUGUAGAAGACUUCAAGACCACUUAGUCCAUUACUAUGCCUACUAACUCUACUGUUCACCCCAUCCCUUACAUUUUCAGGAAAAGUGCUUAUAUUUCUGAUAUUAUUGUUAUCAUUAACAUUGAUAUAACCAUUAUUGAUAAUAUUAUUAUAAUGUUAUUUACUACAGUAACAGUAAUAAAGGUAAAAACUACAGUGGACAGUAUAUGUAUGCAUGCACUCCCAACAUCAUUGGCUUAAGUGCAGUAUGUUGAUUUAAAGAGCCUUUUUUAAAGCAGAUUUAUGAGGUAAAUUUUUUGUUUUUGUAUAUGCCAGCCCUGAUAUAGAAUAAAUGAAUAUAUAUUUAAAUUUAUACACACACACACAUCCACACACAUAUCCACACACACAUAUCCACACACAUAUCCACACACAUAUCUACACACAUAUCCACACACAUAUCCACACACAUAUCCACACACACACACACACACACACACACAUACACACACACACACACACACACACACACACACACACACACACACACACACACACACACACAUCCACAUAUACAUAUAUCCACACAUACAUAUAUCCACACACACAUCUAUAAGAAAUUAACUUUUUUGUGUAAAUCUUACUGUUGAACCUCAUUUCUUCAUUGUUUGUUUGUUUCCAUGGUUGUUUUGCACCAAAGAGUCUACAUCUGCACAUGGAAAUUGCAGAAUAGGUCAUUGUAUUUGUAAAAGAAAAAUCUAUUUCAAUGUCUUUUUAAAAAUUACUAUAGGAAAAAAAAAGUAAUACAGUAGAUCAUUUCUUUUUCUUCUUCUUCUUCUUCUUCUUCUGCUUUAUCUUCUUCUUGUUCAUAUUCCUUUGUAUGGAAAGCAGAAUUCAGAGUAGAAAGAAAAUUGCGACGAUGACCUACAGAACAAGAAUAGAAAGAAAAAGAGUCUCUGUAAAAUACUAUGUGUAGGGGAACUAGUCCAUUUUUGUGUCAUCGGAACAUUUCCAAUUUUGUGAUGUUUAUAACGUCAUUCUUUUAUAGGACGGUUAUAUAGUUUUGUGAUCUAUGGGGGAAAAGUCUUUAUUGUGAUUUUUUUCACCCUUUUCUCUUGCAAUUACUUGAUAUCUGUAAUGAAUUAUUAAAGAUUUCACCAGUUA
Messenger RNA from Penaeus indicus, 6699 nucleotides. RefSeq lists its product as uncharacterized. The transcript has 6 exons. NCBI's taxonomy places the organism in Eukaryota, Metazoa, Arthropoda, Malacostraca, Decapoda, Penaeidae. Gene Ontology annotation, molecular function: Hsp90 protein binding. Bases 37 to 783 code for a protein of 248 amino acids. The record is from RefSeq and is a predicted model, not a curated record.